Messenger RNA from Sphaeramia orbicularis (orbiculate cardinalfish), 1131 nucleotides. It is a transcript of the gene tmem144b, whose product is annotated as transmembrane protein 144b. Lineage: Eukaryota; Metazoa; Chordata; Actinopteri; Kurtiformes; Apogonidae. The record is from RefSeq and is a predicted model, not a curated record. Gene Ontology annotation, molecular function: carbohydrate transmembrane transporter activity. Gene Ontology annotation, cellular component: membrane. Gene Ontology annotation, biological process: carbohydrate transmembrane transport.
AUGGUGAGCUGCAGCACCGAGGACACUGCAGAACAAGGUGUCCAAGAUGGGUGGCAUAUCAAACCAGAAGUAUAUGAUUUCGCCUUUAACUCGACUAAUGUGACUCAUUUUGUCUACGGCGUUGCUGCCAAUGCAGUUGCUGUGUUAUUGUACGGAAGCAACUACGUUCCUGUUAAAAGAAUCGAAACUGGAGAUGGGAUGUUCUUCCAGUGGGUCAACUGUGCAGCCAUAUGGUUGGUUUCCAUGGUGGGAGACUUGAUGCUUCAUUCACCCAAAUUCUACCCCUUGGCCAUGCUCGGAGGGGUGAUUUGGGCCACAGGGAACAUCGCAGUGGUUCCAGUUCUGAAGGCGAGCGGUCUGGGCCUUGGGAUUGAUUGGGGAUCCUGUAGUCUGCUGAUGGGCUGGGCCAGUUCAAGGUUUGGCUGGUUUGGAAUUGCUGUUCCGGAAGUUUCAAGGCCAGUGUUAAAUGACUGUGGAGCCGGGUUGUGCAUGGCCAGUGGGUUCAUCUUUUUCUUUGUGAAAACUAACGCGCAGCUGCAUCCAUAUUCAGAAUCCACACCACUACUUUUCGAUAGAAGAGCUAAUUCAGGCAGCUACGGGCUAAGUUCCCCUGAGUUCUGGAUUGACACAGUCCGACCAAAGACCAGGCGAUUCAUCGGCUGCCUGCUUGCCGUCGUGUCUGGCCUAUUAUAUGGAUCUUCAUUUGUUCCCAUCCUCUACAUUAAGAGCCAUUCAUCAUCCCCUGACAGCGUAUUCUACGGCGCAAGUGUUUAUGACCUUGACUACGUUUACGCCCAGUGCUCCGGCAUCUUUCUCACCAGCACCAUUUACUUCACCAUCUAUUGUUGUGCCAUGAAUAACAAGCCUAGAGUUUACUCCAGAGCGGUCCUACCAGGUCUAUUGUCGGGGCUGAUGUGGGCACUGGCCACCUACUGCUGGUUUCUAGCUAAUAACUACCUGAGUGCAGUCAAUACUUUCCCUAUUGUCAGCGCAGGAUAUGGUCUGGUUGCAGCGCUGUGAUCCUUGGUUUUCAGAGAGAUCAGGGGCUUUGCCAACUGCUUUCUCUUCGUCUUUGGUCUGUGUGUCGUCAUGGCUGGAUCUUUGCUGAUUGCGUUCUCAAAGUUCGGAUGA